Messenger RNA from Dovyalis caffra, 1203 nucleotides. The record is from the annotation of a GenBank genome assembly. NCBI's taxonomy places the organism in Eukaryota, Viridiplantae, Streptophyta, Magnoliopsida, Malpighiales, Salicaceae.
AUGGGAAAGAAGAAGAAGAGAGUAUCGUCAAAAGUGUGGUGCUAUUACUGCGAUAGGGAAUUCGAUGACGAGAAGAUUCUAGUACAGCACCAGAAAGCGAAGCACUUUAAGUGCCAUGUCUGCCACAAAAAGCUAUCCACUGCUGGUGGCAUGUCCAUUCACGUCCUGCAGGUCCACAAAGAGUCCGUUACCAAGGUUCCCAAUGCGAAACCUGGAAGAGAAUCAACUGAUAUUGAAAUAUAUGGGAUGCAAGGAAUCCCGCCUGAUGUCUUGGCUGCUCACUAUGGAGAAGACGACGAUGAGACUCCAUCAAAAGCUACUAAAGUGGAUAUUCCGUCAUCUCAGCUUGUUGGUGGUAUGGUGCCAAGACCAUUGAGUGCUGGAUAUCCUCCACAACCUCUUGGUGCAAUGCAGCCUAUUUAUAAUUCUGCCGUACCAGUUCCUCCUGCUGGUUGGCCAGUUCCUCCCCGGCCACAGCCUUGGUUCCCACAGCAUCCUGGAGCUUCAAUUCCUCCUCCUGCCCCAAUCACAUAUGCCCAGCAGCCACUAUUUCCUGUGCAAAAUGUGAGGCCUACUGUGACGUCAACUACAUCAUCUGCACUCCCACCGUCACAAGUAAUUCCUCCUGGACUGCCCUCAUCCACACUACCUGUAUCACAGCCAUUGUUCCCUGUUGUCAACAAUAAUUUGCCUCAAAGUUCAACAUUUUCUGCUCCUUUGCCUCCAACAAGUAUUUCAUCAAGCUCUCCUGCAGAAGUUAAAGGUUCAGUGAAUGUGCAUUUGGGAGUCAAUACUUCUGUGACAACUGGCUACCUAACUCAGAGCAUUUCAGAUUGUUCGUUUUCAGUGCUUGUAGCAGUUUCUUUAAUAGCAUUCAUUCUGCAUGGGAUCAUACUCCCUUAUCAUUGCAUUAAUUGGGAUUGCUGGACCAUUAGGCAACGCACAUUCUUAUGCCUCUGGUCCAAAUACUGGUGGCCCUUCUAUUGGACCACCCCUGUAAUUGCAAACAAGGCUCCUGCCACCCAGCCAGCUGUUAAUGAAGUCUAUCUAGUUUGGGAUGAUGAGGCAAUGUCCAUGGAGGAAAGAAGAAUGUCCUUACCAAAGUAUCAGGUGCAUGAUGAAACUAGCCAGAUGAGCUCAAUCGAUGCAGCUAUUGACAGAAGGAUAUUGGAAAGCAGGCUUGCUGGUCGAAUGGCAUUUUAG